Molecule: messenger RNA, 1085 nt
Organism: Tachysurus vachellii
Lineage: Eukaryota; Metazoa; Chordata; Actinopteri; Siluriformes; Bagridae
Gene: pcolce2b
Product: procollagen C-endopeptidase enhancer 2b
Source: RefSeq, a predicted model, not a curated record
CUCUCUCUCUCUCUCUCUCUCUCACACACACACACACACUCACACACACCUGGACAUGAACACGCAGGCUGAUUGGAUCAUGUUUAGGAUCUGCAGCUUUCUGUGCGUCUGCGUUCUGUUGCUCACAUCCAGCGCCUGCGCUCAGACACACCGGCGACAGUCAUUUCCAUGUGGUGGCAAUAUUACGGGAGAUUCAGGAGUUAUCGGUAGCCAGGGUUAUCCAGGAGUAUACCCUCCAAACACCAAGUGUGUGUGGAAAAUCACAGUUCCACAAGGUAAAGUGGUGGUCCUGAACUUCCGCUUCCUCGAUCUGGAAAGUGACAACCUGUGCCGCUAUGACCACGUGGACGUUUACAGCGGGCAUGUGAACGGGCAGCGACUUGGACGUUUCUGCGGGACCUUUAGACCCGGAGCCCUCGUCUCCACAGGGAACAAGAUGCUCAUUCAGAUGGUGUCAGAUGCCAACACCGCUGGCAGUGGCUUCCUGGCAGUGUUCUCCGCCGCUAACCCUCAUGAACGAGGAGAUCAGUAUUGUGGAGGGCGUUUGGUGAAACCAGCAGGAACUUUUAAGACCCCCAACUGGCCAGAUAAAGACUAUCCAGCAGGAGUCACAUGCUCGUGGCACAUAGUCGCACCAAAAAACCAGAUUAUAGAGGUGAGAUUCGACAAGUUCGACGUCGAAAGAGAUAACUACUGCCGCUACGACUACGUCGCCAUCUUUAAUGGAGGGGAAAUCAAUGAUGCUAAGAGGAUUGGGAAAUACUGUGGGGACAGUCCACCAGCACCCGUGUUAUCUGAGGGUAAUCAGCUUCUCAUCCAGUUCCUCUCAGACCUCAGCUUAACGGCGGAUGGCUUUAUGGCCACUACAAAUUCAGAAACAAGAAAAUCCCAACAACAACCAUUGCCCCAACCACAACCACUCAGCCCAUCACCACCAGACUCAUACCUUUGAAGUAUUCAGCAGCGCUCUGUCAACAGAAAUGCAAGCGAAAAGGAAGUCCAGAGACGCAUUACUGCUCCAGCAACUUUGCCAUCACAGGGACGAUUAUUACAGCGGUGCCACGUGGAGGAAGCAUGCACACUAC